This is a messenger RNA of Fragaria vesca subsp. vesca, 1586 nucleotides long. Its product is annotated as UDP-glycosyltransferase 91A1-like. The record is from RefSeq and is a predicted model, not a curated record. The transcript has a single exon. The coding region runs from base 17 to 1447 and encodes 476 amino acids. Gene Ontology annotation, molecular function: UDP-glycosyltransferase activity. NCBI's taxonomy places the organism in Eukaryota, Viridiplantae, Streptophyta, Magnoliopsida, Rosales, Rosaceae.
CAAGCAGAAGAAAAUCAUGGAAUCCAUCACUGUCCACCCCACCAUGCCCAACGAUAACAAAGACAGUAAGCUUCACAUUGCCAUGUUCCCAUGGCUGGCCUUUGGCCAUAUGCUCCCUUACCUCGAACUGGCCAAGCUUAUUGCCGGAAAAGGCCACAAGAUCUCAUUCAUCUCCACCCCCAGAAACAUCGACCGCCUCCCCCAACUCCCGCCAAAUCUCUCCACCCUAAUCACCUUCGUAGAGGUUCCACUUCCUCAGAAUCAGAACCUUCCGGAAGGUGCCGAGUCCACUGCCGACUUAGCCGAAGACCAAGUCCCGUAUCUCAAGAUAGCCUACGACUCUCUCCAAGAACCCAUCACCCAAUUCCUAAACAGGUCAAAACCAGAUUGGCUACUCUUCGAUUUCGCCCCAUACUGGGUACCGGAAAUAGCCAAUACUCUCGGGAUUCCGACGGCCUUCUUCAGCAUUAUUCUCGCCGCCGCCUUGUCCAUCGUCGGGCCCACCUCGCCGGAAAUACCUGCGGAUGACCGUAAGUUACCGGAGGAUUACAUCGUUCCUCCCAAGUGGGUACCAUUUCCGGCCACGGUGGCGCUUCGGCUCUUCGAGGUUCGUCGGCUCUAUACACGAGUAAUUGGAGACGAAACAAAUGUCGGGGACAAGUAUCGGUUUACCGAAACCAUGUGGAGCUGCGACAUGAUUGUUGUAAGAAGCUGUACAGAGUUUGAACCGGAGUGGUUGAGCCUUCUAGAAGAUUUACACGGAAAACCUGUUCUACCAGUUGGUGUGCUCUCCCCUAUGCCGAAAGCCGACGACGACGACGACGAAACUUGGCGGUCAAUAAAGGACUGGUUGGACCGGCAGAGCAAAAACACGGUGGUUUACGUUGCUUUCGGAUCAGAAGCAAUGCCGAGUCAAGAGGAAGCGACAGAAAUAGCCCUAGGUUUGGAGAAGUCCGGUUUGCCUUUCGUUUGGGUGCUGAGAACCAAACACGGUGAGGAUGCUGUAAUGCUGCCGGAGGGUUUCGAGGAGAGAAAUGAAGGGAGGGGAGUGGUGUGCAGGAGUUGGGUUCCACAGCUGAAGAUUCUAGCUCACGACUCGUUCGGUGUGUUUCUGAGUCACUCUGGUUGGAGCUCGGUGGUGGAAGCAUUGACUUUCGGAAGACCACUGGUAUUGUUGCCUAUGUCGAAUGACCAGGGACUUAAUGCGAGAUAUUUCAUGGAGAAGAAGGUGGGCUAUGAGUUGCCGAGGGACGAGGGUGACGGGUCGUUUACGAGUGAGGCGGUGGCGGAGUCGCUGAGGAUGGUGAUAGAGAAGGAGGAGGGGAGGGUUUACAGGGACAAGGCCAAGGAGUUGAAGCCGUUAUUUGGAGACAGGGAGAGGCAGAAUAUGUACGUGGAUAAGUUUUUGGAGUACCUCACAAUCCACAAUGGAUGUCGUUCAGCCUGAUUGCAUGAAGACGCACGUUAAUGCAUGAUCCAAACCCUAGCAAGGGUUAUGUUCGUACUUUGAUCUUUCUCUAAUUUUCUGUACUUUUAUGUUUCCUUUUGGAUUAUUUUGUUUAUUUGAAACUGUUUUCACUAUUGCU